AAGACGAGAGACUGAAAGACAUGUUUUUUUUUUUUUUUACAGUGAGUUGUGUUUUGUUUCAAUACUACUUUACAUACAUCUACAUUGAAGUUGAAAGCUGUGUAGAUACUAUGAGUUACAUUCAGUUUAGCUUAAAGAAAAGACUGUUCAAGUUUUAUUCAUGUUGUACAUUAAGAAUUAAAUACACCUCAAACGGUUGAGUUGUUUGAAGCUGCAACCCAACCACCGGGUAUCAACACAGCAUUCAUUGUUAAGUCGGCGCUGUUUCGAAGAUUUGCAUGGAAGACACAGAUAUGAUGAAAAAACAAACAAUGUAAGCUACAAUGACCUGAUAUCUAGCGUAGAAUCAUAAAGCUGUGGAACGUUGUAGCCUACAAAAAAAACAACAAAAAAACAAAACAGGGGCCUCUUUUAUCUUCACUUCAAGGGAUUUCUUGACGCUAAUAAAAUAUUGCAAUUCAAUGUUACCUUAGGACUUUGACAUCUUCACAUGAUACUUCAGUGCUUCUACUGUUCCAGAAGAAAGUAUGUCCAGAUCCUCUUUAGCCGAGUUCACCUUCGUAUGUAAGCCUAGUCUCACUCAGUGCUUCUAUGUCUAUGUGGUAUCGGUGGAGCUCCCUGGCUACUAGUGCAGUCUUCUUGUCUUUCAGAUGUGUCAUGAUGAAGUAGAGUGCGUACAUUCCAUGGGCCUAUGGUUUAUAAGGUAAUCUUGAACACAUAUCACAGAUGGAUCUAUUAAUCAGAAUGGCUAAGUGAAUUGAAAUCAUGAUACUGUAUUUACUUAAAGAUACAGUUCAAGCAAUAUAUAAUAGACACAUCUAGAUUUCACUCUUGCCAAAUAUGUUGAAGCGAACAUUUUAUAAAAACAAUUCAUGGAAAGUAGCGUUUGUAACCUUGAGUAUUUUCGCUUUGCUGUCACUGUAUUAUCAACCCCCGACACAGUUCGUUCUAAGGGAUGCCCUCCCCAGACGUGACUUUAUCCAAAAGCUAUUUGCUCCAUCAGACGCAGGAGGCUGUAGAGUGAACUACAGCAUCCCGGAAGUAGAUACAUUUAUACGAGAGUAUCAGGGAAAAUCAAAUCUGUUGGACUCUGUGUUUAAAGUUGAUGAACAGGAGCCAUAUUUGAGUUUUUUGGCCAAACUAAACAAAUGGAAAAGAAAAGGAAAACUAAUGAAAGAGUUUGUAAAGAAUAACAACACGUGGGCCUGGGAAAUAUUUCACCAGCAGAUCAAUCAGUACUUCCUGUAUGACCCAGAAGAUACCAGCUACUAUGAGCAACUGUUAAAAGAUUUAAGUCAAAGAAAAAUUACUUUUACAGAUAUUAACCCCUUCAGUUCUCAUCUUGUUCUGACUGUUCACUUCGACAAUGGGAUGAAAGGUGUCUACAAGUUUAUGAGAACCCCAAGGGACCAUGAAGUAUUGCCGAAUCAUUUUUUCUUCAGUGACAUAGAACGAGCCCACUCAGAGAUAGCUUCAUUUCACCUGGACAAAGUGCUGGGAUUCCAUCGUGUGCCGCCAACAGUUGGGAGAGUGCUCAACAUAACAGAAGACAUUGGGAAAGUUGGAGUAGAUCUACUCACCAACACACUCCAUAAGUCGCCAGCUGGGAAUCUGUGCUUUUUCGGAAAGUGUAAAGAUUACUGCAAAGUAGAUUUCUCCAUAUGUGGGACACCAGACACAGUUGAAGGGUCGAUGUCUGUUUUUCUUCCUCGUCGAGGCUUUAACCAAUCGAUUUAUUGGAUCCAGUCGCCAUGGCUACGAACGUACCAUUUUUCAAUAAAGGCUAAAUGGGAGAAAGACGAGCAGUUCUGUGAGACGGACGUGAAAACAAGGGAAGACUUUAAGGGACGAAGAGUUCUUGACUUCACUGAUGUCGGCGUGUUUGAUUUUCUAAUCGGAAACUUGGACCGCCAUCAUGUAGAAUUAUUCGAACAUUUUGGAAACGACACGUCAUUGAUACAUUUGGACAACGGCAGAGGGUUUGGUAAAUCAAAAUACGACUGCAUGUCUUGUAUGUCUCCUGUGCGCCAAUGCUGUAUGAUUCGUCUGUCCACUUUGGCUAAACUUGUCAAGCUUUACAUCGGACCGGACAGUCUAAGUCACGUGCUCAGAAAGUCCCUCGAAGCUGACCCUUUGUCUCCAAUACUUUGGGAACCUCACCUGGACUCAGUGGACCGUCGUGUCGGUCAAAUUUUAAAGGUUAUUAGUGAGUGCAUCACCAAGAAGGGCAAACCUUGGCAAGAAGUUAUCAUUGAUGACGGUUUUUAUUAAAUUAAAAGACGGCCGCUGACUAAGUUCUGUCGAUUCAAUUGAAGCCAGCUUGACCAGAUCCACGACACAUUUUUCGGGUGGCGUUUGCUAAACACUUUAAAAAUUCUCCUGUUUCAUAAGGAGCACUAGUGACAAUAUUUUAUAACAGUUUUAUUCAUUCAUGCUAGUGUUGAAUACUUUUAUUGUCAUUGUAAAUAAAAAUAGUUUCUUGUUAUGUCAACAUCCAUUACAACAUUUCCUUUUUUAUCUAUAGAUAGAUUGUUCUGUAUUUGGUGUGGAUUUUACAACUGCUUGUAUUAAUAGACGAAUGCAUUUUUGGCUCUUCGCUUUAAUAAUUGAUACAUGACUCGUGUUCAACUUGUUUUCUAAAUAUGAAGGCCAAUCAUCAUAAUCAUCGGAAUGAAUGCGUAACAUUAUUUUGUAUUGGGAAUAAAAUUCCUGGAUAAAAGGUUCUUAGCACAUACAUAUUGCUAUAACUUAGCAAUUAACCUCAACGAAAGUGAUAUAAAACAGAACGUUUAAUAAUCAAUUAUAAAGUACAUCCAGAGCCAAACUUAGAAUCACAUCUCAGGCCUUCUUGUUUACAUCGCUAAUCAUCGGCCAUCUUCCUUCCUCUGUUCUCUAUCGUGUCCUCUGGUACACAAUGUCGCGCCAAAUGACAGUGCGUAAUGUAAAGUCAUAACAAUAUAAAGGCAGUUAUAUUUUGUAAAUAGUUUCUUUGGAUGUGAAAUUAAAUUUAAAUUGUAAUGUAAAGUUGUAUGAUGCUUACAUUUUUUAUUAACUUUUUUUUCGUUCAAAAUUGAUCAAGUAAAAAUACAUUGAUACUUAUUGAAA
Messenger RNA from Biomphalaria glabrata, 3105 nucleotides. RefSeq names its product extracellular serine/threonine protein CG31145-like. The coding region runs from base 841 to 2271 and encodes 476 amino acids. The record is from RefSeq and is a predicted model, not a curated record. Gene Ontology annotation, biological process: protein phosphorylation. Gene Ontology annotation, molecular function: phosphotransferase activity, alcohol group as acceptor. The transcript is spliced from 12 exons. Gene Ontology annotation, cellular component: Golgi apparatus. NCBI's taxonomy places the organism in Eukaryota, Metazoa, Mollusca, Gastropoda, Planorbidae.